AGUUGGACUCUCCACGAGUCAAAAGCCCAUUUCAAUUUCUCGCGCCCCUCCAGCUAAAUUAAUCAUCAGGUCAGUGUGAUUGUGCGUCAAUUAGGACACCGGGUGUGUUUCAAUCGCCGAAUAAUGACCCAUUUAUAGCUCAUGGAAUUGAUUUGAUUAUUAAAACGUUUCGUUAAAACUUGGCAAAGACAACUUUCACCGUCCGUUUUCGAGUCGACUGCGACUCAAUAAUUGUCGAGGUGGCGUGGAGCACAGCUGUGAUGGAGUUACAGAGUUGGUUACUCUAUCAUCUGGUAGCUGUUACUGACUGCAAUCAAGUGAUGCAGUCGGCGGCUACCGGUGGUGGAGUGUAUUCAGCAAAUGGUACAGGAAGUAGAGCCCGAGAUUUGGGUCUGAGGGCUCAGAAAAAAUUAUUGGGACGGGUUGUUUCCACUGGAGCUGGAAGAUCGCUAUUCAUAGACGAUGCAACAACAUCAUUACUCGAUAAUUUAUUCAAACUCAUGGAGAGGGUGGCCAAGAGCCAUCCAGAUAUGGACAAAAAACAGCCGGAAAAAGUCCUCAAGAACAUCGUUAAAUUGUCAAUUAAGAUAGGAUUGUUACAACGUAAUCAACAACUGGGUCCAUCCGACGAGGCGAAACUCAAUGAGAUAAGGACAAGCCUGAAAGCGAUAGCCAUGGGUGUUGUUUCUUUUCACGAGCUUGAAUUCAGUUUUGAUCGUUUGUACUUAACGAGAUCCUUAGAACGCUGCCGGACAGCAAUAUUAUCCCUUAUCAAACCCCAUCUAACUGAUAAAUCUCAAGAUCGAUGCGACAUGGUCUUCGAUUUUCUCACCAAUCCAGAUUUCCUGGAUUCUGUCUUCAGACAAGACUCCGAACACCGUCCAACACUUGGUCUUCUCGUUGGAGAUGUCAAUAAAGCCCUCGAUGCUGGUCAUCUUUGAUUCAAUCAACUGACAACUCAUCAGUGAAAUUUUUCAAUAUCCAGAUCAAACCACUAUUUAAUUCACUAAUUGCAUCUCCAAUCAGAAUUCUGUCAUUGAGAAAAUAAUAAAAUCUGCGACUCGCCAGUACAAAAAUGGAAAUUUAGUUUUCAGAAUUAAAAGUUGAAGAAGAAGUCUGUGAGGAUCCAAUCAAAAAUUUCCAAAAAUCGUUCUAGAAUGAGUAAUCAAUUAAUUAGAGUAUCAAUUAAUUUAUAUGAACCAUGAGGUUCGCUGCAUCUCCAAUGAUGUAAUCAUUCCUUUGGAUAAUCUUUUGGUUCUAUGAUAUGGAAUUCAUGGAAUCUAUUUUCCUUCACCGCAAAACACUUCGCACGAUAACAAUAAAAAGAGAAACAGAUCAGUGAGUUUUGUGUCAUGACUGUUCAGUAGUCGCUCGAUUUCACAUUCAUUGUUUAUGACCCACUCGCAGGCUCGAAUCGCGUACGACAUGUGCGUUAUAAGUUUAUUCCAUUGUAAAUGUAAGAGAUGAAAAAUUCAUUUAAUCGUCAUGUGAGGAGAAAUCCCCGUCAUGGGAGGAGAAAAAUUGAAACAAUUAAAAACGAUAUUACUUUUACAGUAGAGACCAGAAAAUCCACCUAAUAUAUUAAAUGGACCUUGAUGAAUGAGUUAGCGGAUUUAAAUGUGUACAGUAGAAUCUCGUUAUAGUCGCACCUUUUCUCAAUUUCUGUUUUCGCGUACUUCCGGUUUACCCGUUCUACUACUUCCGGACUACAAGGUGUAAACAAUCCAUCAUACCGUCCGGUGAGGAAUUGAAUUCCGUGACAAAUAAAGCCGAAAGAUAAAUUCCUUUCGUAUUCGAACUUCCUACAAAAAAAUUCACGCACGCGAUUAUAACUGGAGACUACUGUAGUAUUUGUCGAUAUGUAUUAUAGCCUAGAUUAGUUAUUUCAGAAUGUUAUUUAUAAUUAUUUUUGAGUAAUUUAAUUGAGUAGGACGGUGAUAAAAGUAUUGGACAAAAAAAGAUGAAAGAGUCAGAUUUAAGUGAAAAUGUAGAGAUAAUUGGAAAAUUUGUUCGUUUCAUCUUUUUUUUUUGGUUCGAUGCGGAAUUUAAAAUUAUACCAAACACUAUUUAUUUUCAUCCAAAUAUUUUUUAGUCGAGAGUUUUUACUGUUUUAAAUAAUUACAGCUGUAAAUGGAGGAAAUUGUCCGGUGAUUAUUGAAUGAUUAAUUUUUCUGUGAAUGAAAUCAAUCAAAGAAACCAAAAAAUACGUAAAUCUUGUCACCAAUGAGCUUAUCAAGGAGAUAUAAUAGCUGAAGAGGCUCAAAUUACGAUUUCAAUUUUGGAUUCUAAAUUAAAUGUUCGUAAAGCGAAAAAACAAUUGAAAAAACAAUCGCAACGGCUAAAUGGACAUAUCUCCCUUUACUGACCAAAAAGUGAUGGACAGAUUUCGUUCGUUAAGUGAAACUCAGAAUAAAAAUAAAUAAAAUAGAUUAAAGAACAUGGAAAUUUAAUCGUUCAUGAUUUUGUAGACGUGUCCAUUUUGGAAGAAAAAUUAUACACGACCUUUACACAGCGAUUCGAUGCAUUAUUUAUAAGAAUUGUACCUCUAUGUGAUGUAUUACCAUAUCGUUUUACCAUGAAUAAAUUAUUUGUAAUGAAAAAUCA
Molecule: messenger RNA, 2604 nt
Organism: Fopius arisanus
Lineage: Eukaryota; Metazoa; Arthropoda; Insecta; Hymenoptera; Braconidae
Gene: sigmar
Product: Tumor necrosis factor alpha-induced protein 8-like protein sigmar
Exons: 4
Coding region: 261-941 (226 amino acids)
Biological process (GO): regulation of apoptotic process
Cellular component (GO): cytoplasm
Source: RefSeq, a predicted model, not a curated record